GUAAUACAGAAGAAGCGGGGCUAGGUCUUAAGUUUUUCUCAUGCAUCAUUAGAUGAUUCAUAUCAGCGUCAAGAUGUCGGGACGUUCAGGCCGUGCUGAGACCCGGAGUCGCGCUAAGGAUGACAUUAAAAAGGUCCUGGCCGCAAUUGAGAAAGUGCGCAAAUGGGAGAAGAAAUGGGUGACAGUCGGAGACACGUCCUUGCGCAUAUUCAAGUGGGUGCCAGUGACCGAAACAAAACAGAUCUAUCGUACCAAAUGUACUGGUGGAGAAGCCAGAGGAUUAAAAGACGUGGUCCUUGAAAACACGAACUCUUUGCCAGAUUUGACUGAUGAAAACAGCAACCAGAGUUUUCUGUCUGAUGUUUACCACCCUAAGCUGGAUAACAGCAGCAGCAACUCAAGCUCACAGCAGGUCAGCCCUCCGCAUACUAGCCUCCGAACUGAAGACUCACAACCACCAAUGCUCGGUCAGGAAAGUGUGGAUGAGCCAAUUCACCCUGGACAGGAGAGAGCAGAUGAGCCUCCAACUCUGAUCAAGGAGGAUCUUUUGUCAUCAGGGAGCACCAGACGGAACGCAAUACACACGCAGGAAGAAUCGGACGAAUCAGGAGCACCUCCUUUAAAGAAGAUUUGCACAGGAGAAAAUGCUGUGUCAAGAUAGUUUACUUUGUAAAUAUGCACACAAAACCUAUCCAGUUAUUUUAACUUCAGAUCAGUGUUCAUUCAGGAUUCAAGUCUCUGUUGUCUGGUUCACAUAAACUCACCUUGCACUUCAUUUGAUACGUCUGCAAAAGCUAUUCUGUGCUUCAUUCAGUCUACAGUUAGUAGGAUAGAACAAGAUAUAAAUUUCUUUGUCAUUUAAAAUAUUUAAAAGUUUGACAGCGCAGUGUGCUUUUCCUAUAUAUUUUUUUGUAAAUUGAAUAUACCCACUCAAUGAAUGUGCAGUUGUGAGGGUGAAUUGUUAUCUGUUUCUAUAUCUGUCCUGUUACUGAUUACUGACAUAUUCAGGGUGUUGUCUUGUUAAUCUUUGCCCUGAAGUAAUCUUGGAUCGGUUCCAGCACUUGGCAGAAACCCUGAGCAGGAUAAGCGAUGCUGAAAAUGGGCGGAUGGCUGAUACACACAGGACACAUUUUCUUUAAACUGUGCACUUGUUGCAUGCACACAGAGCACAUCCAAUGAUAUGCACAAAUUGUACUAGAAUGCAAGUAUAGGACACUGUCACAACAUCUCAGUGCUCAAUUUGGGCUAGCAUGUCUCCAUCAAAUUCUCCUAAUCUCCAUAGUUUUUGGUCCACAGUGGGAUUGAAAAAUUUUAUGAUUUACGUCUGGUGCUGUUGACCUGAGCAAUGUUCAUAGACGGUAUACAGAGAAAGGAAUAUAUUUGAAAUGGUUUGAUUAAAAACGAAAUUGUGAUCAUGAUAUGUUCGAUUGUAUUUUAGAUAUUUAAGGACCAGUGGCUGCGCGCAUUGUUGACGUAAAUCGAACAUGCCCAAGUUGAAAUACUACAAAACACGGACACAUGAUAGAACUCCCAUUCAGUGGGGGAGUUGCACAAAAUCAUCUUUGUCAAGUCAUACAUCCGUUUGUUCAUUUACUAUAACAUAAUUCCAAUGUCAGUCAGAGAGAGGAUAAUAUCUUUCCAUGGCUUAAAUAUGAACGUAAGGACAGUCCAGUAAGCCUUUGCAGUGGGAAAAGAUGCUAAGCUAUCCACUAUAAAAAAAAUACAGAAUUUUAAAGCGCAGUGUUAUUAUUGUAGUUUGCAGCAUGUUGAGCAGAAUUUCGUUAUUUAAAAAAAGGCAAUAGAGGUAAGAACAAGGAGAACAAGUAUUUGAUACACUGCCAAUGGGUUUUCCCAUUGUCCCCACUGUAUUUGGUAAUCUUAGCAACUAUGAAACAAGUAAGAGUGCUAUUUUACAUAACAAAUUACAACAAUAUUCUAAUUUCCUGAGACAGUCAGGAAAUUAGAAUAUUGUGUAUUCUAAUUUCCUGAGACAGUCCUGUAUAUAUACACAGGACUGUCUCAAAAAAUUAGAAUAUUGUGUAUUCUAAUUUCCUGAGACAGUCCAGUAUGUGGCACCAUAAAAAAAUAAGAUUUUUUUUUUUUUUUUUUGUGAAGGUAAAUUUGGUGACUAGCCGGUGAUUGUGCAGCACCAAAUAUUGUGGUCGUUGAGGAUACAUAGCACAGCAUUGGUACACAUUAAUAUUACACAAGUUACAAAUCAACAUUACCUGCGAAACUUUAAGCUUGUUGACUUAUUUUUUAACUAUAAUGGUAUUCAGAUAUUGUAAAUGACAUUUUUGGGAAACUACCUAUGCGUCUUUAUGCUGAUCAACUUUGCCUUUGCAUCUCUGUGCUUUUGUUGUUUUUAGUUACAGUACACAAUUGCAGAGUAAUGCUUUUAGACAGUUGUAAUAACGUUGGUGAGAGCUUGUUUUUGGCUGAACACACCCACAAAAAUGCAUUGUAAAAAUAUUUACUGUAAAAUUUAAGCUCGUUUAUAACAUGCUUUGUUAGGCAUAACAUUCAUUUCAAUCUAAUUUGAAUUUGUUCAUACUGUGAGCUGAUUACAUCAUUAAAUGUGAUUCAAAGACUU
This is a messenger RNA of Corythoichthys intestinalis (scribbled pipefish), 2593 nucleotides long. It is a transcript of the gene bcl7bb, whose product is annotated as BAF chromatin remodeling complex subunit BCL7B b. Lineage: Eukaryota; Metazoa; Chordata; Actinopteri; Syngnathiformes; Syngnathidae. The transcript has 6 exons. Bases 53 to 661 code for a protein of 202 amino acids. The record is from RefSeq and is a predicted model, not a curated record.